Molecule: messenger RNA, 1026 nt
Organism: Brassicogethes aeneus
Lineage: Eukaryota; Metazoa; Arthropoda; Insecta; Coleoptera; Nitidulidae
Source: the annotation of a GenBank genome assembly
CAUAUGUCAAAAAUGGCGGCAGUUUUUCGCGUGAAGCGUCGACUGGACGAAGAACCUUCAGAAGCUUUAAUAUUGAACUGCAAAAAACGUAAAACAGACCCCGACUCGGAUUCAAAUUUGUCGGCCUUCCUAAAGUUUGCUGGUACAGUUAAAACGGAAGAAAAUGUUCUAUCGCACAUCAAAAAGUAUACAAAUGAUGACACCAAGUCCGAAUUUAAAAAGCACACAGUUAAUCUCACAGAUAAGCUUAGGCUACAAAAGAGGGAAGAAUCGAAAAAUGCUCGAUACAAAAUUGUGAAUUGUUACAGGUCAAAUUUGAAUGAUGAUUUGGAAAAUAGCGAAGUUGAUGAGAAGUUAACGAUAUUCGAUAUUGAAACUGAUUGCAAUGAAAAUAGUAAGACUGUUGAGAACAAAAAUACCACUUCCGAACCUGAUUAUGUUUACGAUCUCUAUUACACUAACUCUGAUGAUUUGGGGGAUGCCAAUUUAGAGGAAUAUGUUAGCGUUUGUCCUUUGGAUGAUCCAUUGUUGUUUGGAACUGCACGGGAAAAUGGGUUGCAGGCAUCAGACAGUGAAUGCGAUAGUGAGGAUUCAAAUGCUGAAAAUAAUUGGAGAAAUGAUUAUCCAGAUGAAUCGGACUUGGAGAGUGUGAACGAAAAUGACAUGGUUGAAGCCAUGCAAAACGUUGAUAUUAAAGAAGACUUAUUGUCCAGUGAUAGUGGAGAAGAAGGGUUUGUUUAUAGUAUUGAUAGUGAAGCAGCUGGUUUUGAAGAAGAUAUUGAUGAAAGUGAUGUGCAAAGAUAUGGGGAGAGGUAUGCUCGUUUUAAGGCUAGAAACAAAAUUGAAAAUAUUGAAUCCAGUGGAGUUGAUAAGGAUUUGUAUUAUGGAGAUAUUGAUGAGGAGGAGUAUUAUUAUUAAGAUUUUAAUUGAAGUUGUGUUUAUAUUUUUGAAAUAAAUGCGUUGUGUUUAUAUUUUUAAUGAUUGUAUAUUUAUUGUUUCAAUGUGAUUUAUUUAAUUUAAUAAAAG